GAUUGGAUCUGCAUUCAUUGGUUCCUAACUCGGCUGAUUUGAUCAAAUCAAAAAUCCAUUUAUUGUUGAAUGUUUGAGAUUGAUCGGUUGUGAAAGGAAUCGUACAAUGGGUAAGGGCAAGGAACAUGUUCACAAGAUGAAGCUCCGUAAGAGCUACCAGAAUGUAUGGCAUACGGAUCUUAUGAGCAUCAUGGCUGCAGAUACUCCUUAUUGCUGUUAUUCGUUAUUCUGUGGACCAUGUGCAUCAUACAAGCUUCGUAAACGAGCUCUCUAUGGUGACAUGUCAAGGUAUACAUGUUGUGGUGGAUAUAUGCCCUGCAGUGGAAAAUGUCGAGAACGUAAAUGCCCUAAGUUUUGUCUUUGCACAGAGGUCGUAUUUUGCUUUGGAAAUUCAGUUGCUAGUACUCGCUUUAUGCUGCAAGAUGAGUUCAACAUAAAAACAACGAAAUGUGAUAAUUGCAUCAUUGGUUGUAUGGUUUGCCUUCAACAAGUAGCGUGUAUUUUUUCCAUAAUUGCUUGCAUUCUUGGAAGUGAUGAACUCAAUGAUGCAUCUCAAUUGCUGAAUUGCUUAGCGGAUAUGGUUUUUUGCACGGUUUGCGCAUGUAUGCAGACACAACACAAGGCUGAAAUGGACAAACGAGAUGGAAAAUUUGGAAUGCGUCCAAUGGAAGUUCCUCCGGUCCAGGAAAUGUCAAGAAUUGAUCAGUCAUAUCCGCCACCACAUUUACAAUACGGACAACCACAGUACGGUUACCCACAACCAUAUGGGCAACCACAACCUCCACAAUAUCAAGGCUACCCACCUGCCCACUAUCAAGGCUAUCCUCCACCACAUCAAGGCUACCCACCCGCCCCCUAUCCAGGAUACCCUCCUUAUCCUCCACCACUACCACAACAUCAAGGCUACCCACCUGCACCUUAUCCUUCUCAACCUCCUCCAUCUCAUGGUCAAGGCCACCCACCACCACAUUAUAUGUAAAUUAACCAUAUCGGUAUCAUGUGUUA
This is a messenger RNA of Erigeron canadensis, 1005 nucleotides long. Its product is annotated as leucine-rich repeat extensin-like protein 2. The record is from RefSeq and is a predicted model, not a curated record. The transcript has 8 exons. Bases 107 to 979 code for a protein of 290 amino acids. Lineage: Eukaryota; Viridiplantae; Streptophyta; Magnoliopsida; Asterales; Asteraceae.